AUGUGGUUCUAUCAGAAGGUGCAGCCAACACCAAGGCCAGGUAGUCGCUGGGGAUACCUUAGAAAUGUGGGGAGGCUUCUAGGGCAAGAGGCCCUGCUAGUACUGGAAGAUGAAGAGGGACUGGCAAUAAAGAAUAGCUGGCACUGUUCAAAACAGUAUAUGAAUACUUUAGCUAAGAAAAAGGCUCCCUAUUCCCUUAAUCCACACCUAGAUACCUCCACCCCCACCAGACAUCUUAAAGUGGACACACCAGGCAUGUGUCAACAUAUGAAGAUUCCAAAACAUGUCUUACCAGGCUACUCCCUAUAG
Molecule: messenger RNA, 309 nt
Organism: Pipistrellus nathusii (Nathusius's pipistrelle)
Lineage: Eukaryota; Metazoa; Chordata; Mammalia; Chiroptera; Vespertilionidae
Source: the annotation of a GenBank genome assembly